Spinacia oleracea (spinach) is the source of this 4996-nucleotide messenger RNA. RefSeq names its product pentatricopeptide repeat-containing protein At1g71490. The record is from RefSeq and is a predicted model, not a curated record. Gene Ontology annotation, biological process: RNA modification. Gene Ontology annotation, molecular function: RNA binding; protein binding. The transcript has 9 exons. The coding region runs from base 576 to 2603 and encodes 675 amino acids. NCBI's taxonomy places the organism in Eukaryota, Viridiplantae, Streptophyta, Magnoliopsida, Caryophyllales, Amaranthaceae.
GAUGAUAUAAUAAGACAAAAAUGUACGAAAUUUGACAAAUCCGUGCAUCACACGGGCUCUAGCGGUAGUAAUCUAUAAGUAUGCUAUAUUCCUCUCUUUUGCUGGACAUUUCUAGUUUCCUGUGAAAGACGCGACGGCGCAGCCUGAAAAUCCUCUAAGACGGUUAUUCUUUUGGAAGACAGGAGGAGUUGACUCCGACGCCGGUGAGCAACCGUAUGAUCAAGCAGCAACAACAGCAGCAUCAGCUCACCAAAAGGUUUUUUAUACUAUUGGUGGGCAAUUAUAAAAAGAUUUAGCUGAGGAGAAUGUAGCAAAAUUUGUUGCCAAUCAGCUUCUUCUGGGUUAUCAUUGAUGCUGGUUCAUUUCACCUGUUUCUGAAACUAAUUUUCUCCCUAUCGCGUGCCGCAUUCUCCUACAUGGUUAUCUCCUAGAGGGCGGUUAAUAUUACGGAUUGAGAUAUGUAUUCCUAGGAAGUGGUAACAAGAUAUCACACAUACUGAAGUGGAGCAAAAUCAGUUGCUGAAAUUGGAAACUCAAGGAAGAGCCUCAAAAUCAUUUGAACCUUGGAGAAUUUGAUGUUUCGUUCUUUACUUACAUCUCUAAAGGAAUGCAUUAGUCAUGGUGAUCUUGCUAAAGCCUUUAGAACCUUCUCUUUGAUCCAGCUUCAUGUCACUGCUUCUGCUUCUCAUGAUCAAAUCUUAGAGCCGAUUAAUUCCCUACUAGGAGCUUGUUCAAAACUUAAGUCACUCCAACAAGGCAGGCAGGUGCAUUCCCAGAUCAUAAGUUUGGGUCUGGAUCAACAUAGUCUAUUGUUGCCUAAGCUUGUCACUUUAUACUCGACUUUUGAUCUAUUGCCUGACGCACAUUUGAUAGCUGUGAAAUCUAGUGUGUUGGAUCCUUUGGUUUGGAAUAUCCUUAUAUCUGCAUAUGUAAGAAACGGGCUCUCAAGUGAGGCUCUGUCUAAUUACAGACAAAUGUUGAAUUUGGGGAUCAGACCGGAUGAGUUUUCCUAUCCAUCUGUGCUAAAGGCAUGCGGUGAACAAUUAAAUCUUGGUUUUGGUAAAGAAGUUCAUAGCUCUAUUCUGGUCAGCAACUGUGGUGGGUCAACGUGUGUUCAAAAUGCAUUGAUCUCCAUGUAUGGAAAAUGUGGAGAUAUUGAAGUUGCUCGUUUCCUGUUUAAUAAGUUGCCUAAUAAGGAUGCAUUUUCAUGGAAUUCUAUGAUUUCCGGAUAUGCUUUUAAGAGUAUGUGGGAAGAAGCAUUUGUGCUGUUUGAUAAAAUGCUGAUUGAGGGUGUUGAAUUGAACAUUAUAACAUGGAACACCAUUAUUGGUGGGUGUUUGCGAACUGGAAAUUACGUGAGAGCACUAGAUUUGCUUUCUCAAAUGAGAGUCUGCGCCGUUAAGUUGGAUGCAGUUACAAUGGCCAGUGGGCUGAGCGCUUGCUCUCAUACAGGAGCUAUAAAAGUAGGGAAGGAGAUGCAUGCAUUUACUAUUCGUGGUGGUUGUGUUAAAUUUCUGAAUGUUCAGAAUGCAUUGAUAACCAUGUAUUCCUGGUGUCAUGACCACAGAUAUGCAAAUAUUGUAUUCCUACAAAUGAAAGAAAAGGAUAUAAUUUCUUGGAAUACUAUAAUCUCAGGUUAUGCACGUUACGGAAAAUAUGAGGAAACCUCCUUUCUGUUUAGACAGAUGUUGCUUUGUGGCUUUCGGCCAAAUUAUGUUACUAUAGCGAGCAUUCUUCCCUUGUGUGCUCGAGUAGCGAAUCUGCAACAUGGAAAAGAACUCCACUGCUACAUUAUCAAGCAUCAAGAAUUCAGUGAGUAUUUGCUAUCAUGGAAUGCUUUAGUGGAGAUGUAUGCUAGAGCAGCAAAAAUUUCAGAGGCCCAAACAGUAUUUGAUUUGUUGAGUAGGAAGGAUGUCAUCACAUAUACUUCUUUAAUAACUGGCUAUGGUAUUCUAGGAGAAGGAGAAGUUGCAUUGAAACUAUUUGAGGAGAUGAAUAGUUCUGGAAUCAAGCCUGAUAUCAUUAAUUUGGUUGCAAUUUUAUCAGCAUGUAGCCACUCGGGUCUUGUGAUUCAGGGUCAGUUGCUGUUUGGAAAAAUGUGGAGUGCGUAUGGCUUAAGACCCCGCUUGGAGCACUAUGCAUGCAUGGUGGACCUCUUUGGUAGGGCUGGAUUGCUUAAGAAAGCAGCAGAGAUCAUUGGAAGGAUGCCUUAUGAACCAAAUGCUGAUAUAUGGGCUACCCUAAUAGGAGCAUGUCAAAUCCAUCGGAACAUAGAUUUAGGAGAUUGGGCAGCUGAGAAGUUGUUGGAAUUGAUGCCGAGAAAUCCAGGGUACUAUGUGUUGAUUUCUAACAUGUACGCUGCUGCUGGUUGUUGGGACAAGCUGGCAAAAGUUCGGACGUUUAUGAGGGAAUUGGGGGUGCUAAAGCCCCCAGGUUGUGCUUGGGUCGAUAUAGGAAGUGGUUUUGAACCAUUCUUGGUAGGGGAUCCAUCCAUGGAACUAUCACAUGAGAUAUAUCCCAUACUGGAAGGAUUGUUUGAGCAUAUGAAAGAUACUGGAUAUAUUGAUGUGUUUGUUAUAGAUCAUGAGGAUUUUGUGGAGUAAGGUUAAAGUGUUACCAGUGUCUAAGGGUUUGGUCAAUCAUUUGUGGAAUUUACGGAGUAUUUGGUGCUCGAGCUGAGGAAACAAACCAUCAUUGUGUCACACAGAAGACAUCCAGUAGAUGUUGCAUCGGAAAUGGAUAGGUGCAGGCUCUUGCAUUGCUUCCUUCAUUCCUUGGCAGGCAAAAAGGUUGAAGGGGACCAUAUCAUCUCAUUUUCAAGAAGAAGAGCUUCUGGAAGGGGCACAAAAGUGUGGCUGAGGUCUACCAUCUGCUCCUAUUACAGAUAGAUCGGUGACCCGUAUGUCUGCCUAAUGAAAAGGAGGCGCUCCAAAAUCCAUCUGCUAUGGGGAAAAAGAGUGAUGAUAUAUAGUAACGGUUUUAAGAAACCUUACAGUGGUUCAAAGGAAAAUUGCUGAUUUAGAAGUAGAUCGAAUUGCGAGGGAGAAAGGUCAGAAGCUGCUGGUUCACCUCUGCUACCUCUUUCAUCCAAAGACAUGCUUGAGAAAAUCUUGGAAAUAAGCAAGAAAGCAAGAAAGAGCCAAUCUUUCAACAAAUAUCCUCAUCACACGGGUGAAUGACGUAGAAAAUUUAUGUUCCCUCGGUCUCUUCGGCAUCCACUGGUUCCUCUAGGUCUACGGUUGUUUUGAGUUUGCCGGAUAGAACAUAUGCAUGGCUUCUUUCAAGAUUAGUAGAAGAUGAGAAAGGAAAUCCUUACUUACCGAAUGAGGAAACACAAAAGGUCAAGGAAUCUAUUGUAAGUCAUGGCUAAAUCAUUCUUUUUUUUAGUUGCAGUUCUAGCUUGACUAAACUCGAUCAUUUCAGUUUUGUGCAGUAUGUUCUGUGCAGAUCAGUUCUGUGUAGGAAUUAAAUUGGUAGAUCUUUUAGCCCCUUAUCGUUGUGGGGGAAAAUUCAGACUAUUUGGGGGAGCGGGAGUGGAUAAAGUUAUGUUAUGUUCAGAGCAGUUAUGUACAGAUCAAUUCGGUUAUGUGCAGAUCGUUUGUUGUUCAGUUCAGUUUUAUUUUGUGCAGUCAGUUCAGUUCGAUCAGUUCAGUUCUGUGUAGUUUGUUCUGUGUAGAUCAGUUCAGUUUUGUGCACUAUGUUAUGUAUGUGCAGAUCGGUUGUUGUUCUGUUUAGAUCAGUUAUGUGCAGAUCAAUUAUGUUCUGUUUAGAUGUGCAGAUCGGUUGUUGUUCUGUUCAGAUCAGUUUUGUGCAGAUCAUGCCAUUUUUGUUCUGUACCGAUCUUUCUGUGUAGAUCGGUUGCUAUUUUGUUCAGAUCACUUCUGUGCCGAUCAGUUCUGUUCUAUACAGAUCUGUUAUUUUCAGAUCAGGUUGAAUGGAAGAAGAAAAAAUAUGAAGGGAUAUUUGUUCCUAAUCGGUUUGAUGAUUUUUUAUUUCGUGCACUUGGUAAGACUCACAAUAGGAGACCAAUUACAUUUGGAAGUGGAGUAUGCAUCCAAUCUUUGUGCAGGACUAGAGAGCGGUGUAGUUCUCGAUGGUUUGAAGAUGAAGAGAUGGAGGAAAUGGAAGCAAGAGUAACCCAAAGGGUUAGAGACGAGACAAUACAAGAGAUGAACUCCAAGAUGGAUGCCAUGGUUAAGGAGAAAUUUAUCACAUUUGCUAAAAAACUAGGUAUCUAACUACCAAGUCAUAUGAGGAUGGAGGAUGAUCCUAGUAGUUGUCAAGCUGGGGGUUUUGAUCCAUUUGCAAACAUUCAAGUACAUGAUGAUUUGUGUCUUUCAAACAAUUUGUUUUUUAGUUAAUUUUAUUGAACUUUUCUAACAUGUUACAUAAUAUUUGUGCUAUUCAAAUAAAUAAUAAGGAACAUGUCCCGUGCCGGCUAUUCUUGUUCAUGAACUCCGAGAAAGUCUUUGUUGCAUUUAGGACCAUACAUCCGGAGUUGACUCGUGAUCACCAUAAGAACCUCAAUCCCGAUAACGUGAAGGUGAGCGUUGAUGAAUUUGAGCCCGCGUAUUAACAAGCUUCAGUCAGUGCCCAAAGCUUUUGGUUUCACUCAGUGAGCCUUCUCAAUGUAUAAAGAAACUUGGACAAGCUCAUGGUACUUUCACUCAGUGGCCAAAGCAUUUGGUUUCGCUUAUUGAUGAGGCAAACGAGCCUACAAGCAAAGAGCUGAAUGGGAAAGAGCCUACAAGAAAGAGCCUUGUUGGUGAUGGGCUUUGUGACUCGCGCUGGCUUGUGGUGCCUCAUGGGCUUGCUCGUCGAGCGAUGGGCUGGCCCUCUUGUUGGCCUGUCGCUCGUCGUUCUUCUCAUUCGUUUUCCAAUCCCAUAACUUAUAUCCGAUUUCGACAAUAUUUCAAAUUUUGAUAAUUUUUCUGAUUUCGACAAUAUUUCCGAUUUCGAUAAUAUUUCCGUUUCCGGCAAUAUUUCCGAUUCGGAA